Xiphophorus maculatus (southern platyfish) is the source of this 2250-nucleotide messenger RNA. RefSeq lists its product as uncharacterized. The coding region runs from base 114 to 722 and encodes 202 amino acids. The transcript is spliced from 4 exons. The record is from RefSeq and is a predicted model, not a curated record. NCBI's taxonomy places the organism in Eukaryota, Metazoa, Chordata, Actinopteri, Cyprinodontiformes, Poeciliidae.
CUUUUGAAGAUCAGCACCGAGGGACGGAGCAGUUCGUUUUGAUUCUGUGAUUAAGAGGAAACUCCUGAAAAGUAACGAACUAAACUAACUAAGCGUUGAAGGUAAAUAAAAAAAUGUGGAGAAUUGUCCCGUUGUUAUCGGUGCUGAUCGGAGCUCUGUGUCCUGCUGCACAGGGAAGACCUCCACUCGAUGUGAACGACACUCAGCAACAAUACCAAGCAGACGAACACUCGAAUGUCACACUGACGGUUUUGUGUCCAGUUAACUCUUCCUCUGACUGGCUGAACAUCGAUCUGAUGAUCGUGGAGCCACUGAGGAGUAUUUAUCUGUAUGACAGCAGAUUUCAGCCUGACCCGCACACAGAUGAUCAGUUCAAAGGUCGACUCCAGUGCGACCCCCAGCUCAGGAACGGGAUGGUUGAGUGUCUCCUGUCUGACCUGAGGCUGAGCGACGCAGGACGGUAUCAGUGGAUUGUUGCCACUAAAGGAAGAAGUAACCUCACAAAACUGGAGCUUGUAGUCAGAGCUGUCAUGUCUCAAACUCAGGAAGAACCUUCAAAGCCAACAGAACGGGAAAGGAUUGGGUUGUAUAUGGCCGUUGGUUUACUUGCAGUGAUAAUAGUUUGCCUUUACUUGGGCAACAUCAUUACAUUUUGCAACUUUACCCGGUUGAUCCCGGUUGAGAUAAGUUGUCUGAGAGACAACUUAUCUCAGAAAAACUAAGUAUUCAAGCAGUGAGCUCGCAGGUUUCGCACACAGCAGCCAGCGUAGCUUCACGGCACCUAACCACUUCAGCUGUGCAACUACCUCACUCAAUGUUCAAACAGCUGUAGUGGUGGUUACUGUUUGAUAUGUUUAUGGUUUACGAACCAUGUUUCUCUCUAUGGUUUUAAUGAAAACCAUUUUUCUUCCCAUUUUCAUGGGGUUUCAAGCACUCAGUGUCCAUAGUCUGACUGAUUCUCAGCAGCUAAAAAUGGCAUAAAGCCAACAGCUUAGUAGAAAAAUAAGCUCAAUCUCUGGCUUCUUAUAGCAAUACAGAGAAUGCAUUAUUUAUUCCACGGAAUAAAAACUGCAACCUGCACAAGUAUUCAUGUGAUGUUCAAGCACAGUAUUUUAUGUAGCUACGGUUCUACUGACACCCACAAAGCGUUGGGAAGAAGUACUUUCAAAGUGUUUUACACACUCAACCAAGAAAACAGUAUUUUAACCUACAAAUUGUAGUGAUUUUGCACUUUAUUCUUGGGAAAAAACACUUUGUUCAACUUAUUGUGCCUAAGAAGGGUCGUAAAUUCACAUUUACGUGAUCACUCAACAGCGACAUUUCAAGUGGAUGCAAAAGAAAAAAAAAGUCAGACCUACAAGUGAUGCAUAAUUGCACAUUUCUGGUCAAAACGAGAUGCAGUCAUGGUAAAAGGAAAGUACACCCACUUUCAGUUUUAGGGCUUGAUAUGUGAGAACAUGAUAAAAACAUAUAUCUGAUCUCAUUUAAAUCUAACUGCUACUGUGCACAAACACAACAGGGUUCAUAUGUCAAUAUUUAGUAAACAAACAUGUUGCAAACAUGGAAAAAUAUCAGCAGUGAUCUCAGAAAAGAGAACGUUGCUGUUCUGCAAUCUAGACAAAAAGGAGGCUGUCUGCAGAAAGUGUGGCUCUUUCUGUGACCGUUUUGUAAAAGCUGAAGAGAGUCUGCGCUGUUGUAUGGAAGGUGUGCGCGAAUACAAACGUGUCGAAACCACGUGACUGCGCUUCGACUGUUUGGCUUUGGGUGAAACAUGUCGGCGCCCUUAGAGAAACGGCAAAAUACCCAAGAGCUUCAUCUCAGACGCUACAGACCUCAAUAAGCAUGUUAAAUGUCAAAGUUCAUGACAGGACAAGAACACUAAGCAAGUGUUAAUUGAGCCACAAGUUGAGAUGUUUUACUAAAGAAUACAAGACUAGUUUAGCAAAAAUGCAAAAAGGAAAAAAAUUGUGGUCUUAAAGACAAAGACAAAGUCAUGGUAGUUUAGGCUGGUAAUUUAACUCCAUGAAGAUGUCAGACAUGAAAGGUGUCUGACAUCUUCAUCAUCCUCAAUGGAAAGAAGUGACACAGGAAAGAGGAAUAAACCGAUAUCUCUCCCCAAACGUACAGUUCUUUUUACUAUGACUGCAGGCCAGAUGGGCCAACCAACUUUUAUUCUGAAGUUUUUCAACUUUGGAAAAAAAAAAAAAAAGCAAGGCACUAAGAGCAGGUUGCUCCGAUUGUGUGAAAUGA